AUGAGCUCAUUACAAUCACUGUUUUCUCUUUAUAAGCAAACGUGCGUCUCGAAAUAUCAAGGAGGUAUCGCUAAAGUUACCAACAAAGAAGUUGAUAAGUGGGCUGAAGAACUGGGAGAACCUUCAGUCCGCAGAUCACCUCGACCAAUGAAACGCGUUAACUACGCUGAAGAUAAUUCAGAUGAAGAGAGGGAGAUGAGGAGAGUAAAUAGUACUGCUCAUUCGCAAUCGACGGAAUCUCCACAACCUAGAACCCCACCGCAAGCUCCUCGGAAUUUAACUUCAUUGAAAACAUCUCCGAAUAAGCGACCGCGGAAUAAAGAGGAAAUUCAGCGAUAUUCCGAAGAUAUCUCUGUUAUAUGUGCUUUUGAUAAAUCUGUUUCGGAGUUGAUCUUAGAAAUCGGCGAGGAGCUUGCCAUUGAGCUAUCCUCUAUUCGUGACAUCAAUCCUGCUGUGUGGUCGCAUGCUCUGGAAAAAUACGUUGAUACUUCUCUUAAAGAAACUGGAAAAAAAAUUCAAAACUGCAAUUCAGGUUGA
This is a messenger RNA of Acaulospora colombiana, 537 nucleotides long. The record is from the annotation of a GenBank genome assembly. Lineage: Eukaryota; Fungi; Glomeromycota; Glomeromycetes; Diversisporales; Acaulosporaceae.